UUCAUUUUACGGAGUUCAUUACUCUUUGUUGUGAAAAUUCGUGAAGUUGUUUUCGCGAAAAAAGAUCCGUAAUUCCAGUGAUAUUUUAUAUUCGUAUAGCUACUAAAACAUGAGCAGCUUUUUCUGAAACUGACGAUCAAUCGAUUUCCUGCAAGAAAUCGUCGAUGCGUCUACCAGAAAGUCGUUUUUACGUGGAGCAAAUUUAAGCAGCUGAACGAAAACCAACAAAAUCGCUGCUGGAGAAAAAUAAGAUGGCCUAUUCCAGCCACAUCAGCGACAUCGUCAAUCUGAAUGUUGGUGGGACCAGAUUUUCCACAUCUCGUCAAACUCUGACGUGGGUUCCGGAUACGUUUUUCACUUCACUGCUCAAUUCCGAACGUAACGGACGGAUCUCAAGCCUGCGCGAUGAAACCGACGCCAUUUUCAUCGAUCGGGACCCCAAACUGUUCUCGAUAAUCCUCAACUACUUGCGAACCAAGGAAAUUGACAUUAAAUCAUGCGAAAUUCGAGUGCUACGCCACGAAGCUGAAUUUUACAACAUAUCUCCACUAAUCAAGCGACUCAUGCUUUGCGAAGAGAUGGAUCAGUCUAGUUGUGGAGACGUGCUCUUUUACGGUUACCUCCCUGCUCCAAAUAUUCCUAUCCAGGAAGUUGCACUGCCUUCAUCGUCGACCAGUUCUGUAAGUUGCGUAACGGCGUGUAAUACCUCAUCGAAUGGAUCGGCUCAGUCAGCCGGCCAGCCAAAAUCGCAAACCGACUCGUUUCCUUCAAUUUCCUCGCAACCAGCUCUAUCGGCUGCUCAGCAACCAGUGCCCGGUCCAUCAGCUGCAACUUCGGGUGGUGGGCUGUGUCAUUCGUCUUCUAAUCCACGCCCAGGUUCGAUGGUACGUGUUCCAGAGUUUUCACAGAGCUCCGGAUCAUCGGGUAGUAGUGCUGGCGGAGCUAGCGGAUCGCGCCAUGCUGGUCAUUCUCGAAAUUCUUCGUGGGAUCUUCGGGUGUCGUACAGUGGCAAUGGAAGGAACUCCCAGUGGGUUCCAGGACAUUCUCGUACCGCUUCAUUAGAUAUGAUGAGGCAUCAUUCUCGAAAUUCUUCCGUUGAUCUGAACAAAUACAUCCGAAAUGAUGUUGGUCUUGUGUUUGGACCGAGCCAAUCAUCCGGUUGGGCAGAUCCGAUGCGGGUUCAAAUUAUUAAAGCUCACCACAACUGGAUAUUGGUUGCAUAUGCUCAUUUUGUUACCUGCUACCGACUGAAGGACUCCUGCGGGUGGCAGCAGAUUUUCGUAUCUCCGUACGUCGAGCACACUAUCGAAAGAAUUGCAAUCAAUGCAAAAAUGGGCCUGGCAACGUCGGCUGGCGAACAGUCGCACAGCAAAAUGGUAGCAAUCUCGUACGGCAGUCAGAUUCGGCUGUGGGGAAUCUCGGAGGAUGGAAGCAAGAGCGAUGUGGGCAUCUUCAAUUUGAAUGUUCGUGUUGAGUAUCUGUUCUUCAUCGGCAGCCAGCUGGUGGCGCUUUCGUCGUCUGGCAAAAUCGGCGUCUGGCACGCGAUGACCCAGCACUGGCAGAUACAGGAUCUGGUUCCGAUUCUCUCGUUUGAUACGGCCGGCUCGUUCCUGUUGCUUGGCUGCAACAAUGGCUCGAUUUACUACAUCGAUAUGCAAAAGUUUCCACUUCGCAUGAAGGACAACGAUCUGCUUGUUACUGAACUGUACAAAGAUCCGUCAAAUGAUUCCAUCACGGCCAUUUCGGUUUACCUGACACCGAAGACUACGACACCAGGAGAUAAAGAAGGUCUUUCCGGAAAUUGGAUCGAAAUCGCAUACGGCACCAAGUCCGGUUCAGUGCGAGUGAUCGUUCAGCAUCCGGAAACCGUCGGUCACGGGCCCCAGCUGUUCCAGACGUUCACCGUGCACCAGAGCUCGGUCACGAAGGUUACCCUGUCGGAAAAGUUUCUCAUCUCGGUGUGCAGCGAGUACAAUCACGUCCGUACCUGGCAGGUCACACGAUUCCGCGGCAUGAUCUCAACCCAGCCUGGAUCGACACCGGAGGCUUCGUUCAAGAUCGUUUCCCUCGAAGCUGUCGAUUCUACCUACAGCUAUUCUGCCGGUAACGAUUUUGGCCCCUUCGGUGAACAGGAUGACGAGCAAAUUUUCGUACAGAAAGUAGUUCCGGACACGGACCAGUUGUACGUGCGGCUCGCGUCCAACGGUGAACGCGUCUGUCUGAUACGGUCCGUCGAUGGAACCACGGUUACGUCGUUCUGCGUCCACGAGUGCGAAGGAUCAUCACGGAUGGGUUCGCGACCACGUCGAUUUAUUCUCUCCGGCCAUUGUAAUGGUGCAAUUCAGAUGUGGGAUCUCACGACGGCGCUGGAAAUUUUUAAAAAGAAAGAUCAGCAUAAAAAACUAAUAGGAGGACCGACAGCGGAUGAACUGAUUCGGUUGUUGGACCAAUGUGAUCUUAGCAACAGCCACUGUUCGACACCAUGCAUGUCGCCGUGCCCUUCUGCGGUCUCGAUUGGGGCGGCCACCGUUGCUAGACUGAAACCGUUCAAUGUCGCGUUUCUGAACCAGUCAGCAGCAGCCGCCGCAGGAGCAGCAGGACCUUGCUGUGGUAUCCCGAACCCGGAACAACCGAACUGAUCAACGCUAAGACGACGUAGAGGCAUUUGAAAGUGGUUAUGCUGUUAUCUGCAACUGUAGACAUUUGACAGACAAAAAUUCAUCUCCUUAUUAUCCUGAGUAUAGUUUAACGAUGAAAGAUAAUUCAUACGUAUAUAUUCUCUUAUUGUGAUUUUAUUCUUAUAACGGUUGGAAAUAGUUCAUCACUAGACCGUUUGCUCCACCAUGGUAGAGCGAUUCUAACUAUCAACGUUAAGAAAAGUUGUUUUGAACUAUACGCAUUCAACAGUACUAUAAACAAUAGCUAUGACAUUACUAGAUAUUUAAAAUUUUAGCAAAUUCAAUAUGUAGAAAAAGAAAUAUAUUUUUAUUGAAAUGUAGUUUAAAACUACAA
Topomyia yanbarensis is the source of this 3012-nucleotide messenger RNA. RefSeq names its product BTB/POZ domain-containing protein KCTD3. The record is from RefSeq and is a predicted model, not a curated record. The coding region runs from base 252 to 2639 and encodes 795 amino acids. The transcript has 8 exons. Gene Ontology annotation, biological process: protein homooligomerization. Lineage: Eukaryota; Metazoa; Arthropoda; Insecta; Diptera; Culicidae. Gene Ontology annotation, molecular function: protein binding.